CUUAAGAUUCAAGCAAGAUAUCUUCAUUCAAAACUUCAUUAGCUUAGUUCUUAAGUCAUGCUUGCUAAUUAUAAGUAGAUUUGCUCUUAAUUUUUCGAGUGUAGUCCUUCGGCGCAUAGUGAAAUCCAGGGGCGGUGGAGGACAUGUAUUGUCCGCUCGUUAAGCUCGUUGGCGCCUCCCGGGUCCCGAGAUUAUGAAUGGCACUAAUGCGACCAUAAAGCACUCGUUGAGCAAUUUAAGGGGCCUCCAGAUUGAGCUGCCGGCGUGUGGGCCAUUUGAGCUAUUUUCGCACGAUGCCGCUGCGUUUGCGUCUGAGACGCUCAUGCCUUAAUUGAAAUUAACGCAUUUAGUUAUGGCCGGACUAAAAAUAUCGCUAGCUGCCUGAUGGAUGGACGGUUUUGGAUUCGAAUAGAUUGUGUGUUGAGCAGAGGUAAACUCUGACAGCUGACCCUGCAACUUCUGUCGAUGUUUGGCAGUUGCAGUUGCAGUUGCAGUUUGCAUUCGAGCAUCGCUGCGCGUUCGCUGAAGAGACCCUGAAACUGCUUUUUAAAAUCGGCAUAGCGCCUUUUCUUUGUCUUUGCCGUUCGAAAACAAACUGAUAAGCCCGGUCUUGAUCAAACACUUGGGAACAGAAUCUCCGUCGCUCGCAUAAGCAAUAUCGGUCCGAUCAGCACUCGGUGGCUUCGUGUACGUGCCUGAGCCCCAUAAAAUCACGGCGAAAACUAUUCUCGAAUAUUGGAAACUAGUGACAGGGCAUAAUAACAAGUUUCAGUUGCAUUUUGACGAGCGAUCGCGCCAAACGUAUUCCAUUUCCAAGGAGCAAAGUGAAAGGCAGGAAGCUAAAGCUGUAUUAGCUGCAUUCGCCGCUUCGUUGCAAGCGAAAAACGAUUUCAGUUUGUGAUACAGAUUUCAGUUUAAAGAUACAGCACCGCGAUGAAGAUCCUGAUGCGAGCGGACACCCACGUGUCCUACUCCGUGCCCGCCGAAGGGACCAAGGCCAAUUUUACCUUUUCCCAGGUCUUGGCUGCUCUGAGUGUCUCGCUGUGCUCCUUGGUGGUCGGAUUUGUCAGCGCUUAUACGUCGCCUGCUCUUGUGUCAAUGACCGAUCGAACCAUCACCUCCUUCGAGGUCACAAAAGAUGCUGGUUCCUGGGUUGGUGGCAUCAUGCCGCUGGCUGCAUUAGCAGGUGGCAUAACAGGAGGACCCUUGAUUGAAUAUCUGGGCAGGCGCAACACGAUCCUGGCCACUGCGGUGCCCUUCAUCGUCUCAUCACUGCUGAUUGCCUGUGCUGUGAAUGUGAUCAUGAUUCUGUGCGGACGAUUCCUAACUGGAUUCUGCGUUGGCAUUGCUUCUUUAUCCCUGCCCGUAUAUCUGGGUGAGACUUUGCAGCCGGAGGUGCGAGGAACUUUGGGUUUGCUGCCCACCGCCCUUGGCAACAUAGGCAUCCUGGUCUGCUACGUGGCGGGAUCCUUUAUGAAUUGGUCGAUAUUGGCCUUCUUGGGAGCAGCUCUGCCCGUUCCCUUCCUGAUUUUGAUGAUCAUUAUCCCCGAAACUCCGCGCUGGUUUGUGAACCGUGGUCAGGAAGAGCGUGCCAGGAAGGCUUUAAAAUGGCUGCGUGGCAAGGAGGCGGAUGUGGAGCCCGAACUAAAGGAUUUAAUGCAAUCUCAGGCCGAAGCCGAUAGUCAGGCCACGCGGAAUACCUGUUUGGAGCUGUUUAAGCGCAUCAAUCUGAAGCCACUGUCCAUUUCCUUGGGUCUGAUGUUCUUUCAACAGUUCAGCGGUAUCAACGCGGUUAUCUUCUACACGGUCCAGAUCUUCAAGGAUGCGGGAUCCACAAUUGAUAGCAAUCUUUGCACGAUCAUCGUGGGUAUUGUUAACUUUUUUGCUACGUUUAUGGGCAUCAUUCUGAUUGAUCGGUUGGGCAGAAAGAUUCUUUUAUAUGUCUCCGACAUCGCCAUGAUCCUGACCCUGUCCAUUUUGGGCGGCUUCUUCUACUGCAAGGCGCAUGGUCCGGAUGUGUCCCAUUUGGGUUGGUUGCCACUCUCUUGCUUCGUCAUCUACAUUCUGGGAUUCUCCCUGGGCUUCGGACCCAUUCCCUGGCUGAUGAUGGGCGAGAUUCUGCCAGCCAAGAUUCGAGGACCGGCUGCCUCGGUGGUCACGGCUUUCAACUGGUUCUGCACGUUUGUGGUGACCAAGACCUUCCAGGACCUUACGGUUGCUAUGGGCCCGCAUGGAGCCUUCUGGCUAUUCGGCGUCGUCUGCAUCGUGGGUCUGUUCUUUGUGAUAAUUUAUGUGCCCGAAACGCGGGGCAAGUCGCUGGAGGAAAUCGAGCGAAAGAUGAUGGGCCGUGUGCCCAUAUCCGCGGUGGUCAACAUCAAGCCAUUUUCCUUUAACAUGUAAAUGGCGUGUUGCUAAGGAUCUGAGAUGCGAUCAAACCAAAUGCUAGGGUAGUGUCUUUAGUGCUUAAAUUGUUAUUAUUAAUAAUCAUUAGGUGAAUUUAUCGGCAAGAGCAAUAUACCAAAAUUUCCCUUGAAAAAUACACCAAUUGGAAAUUAAAAUAAUGCUUCGACUAUUUGAAAGUUUCUAGGCACCUACAUGUGUUUAAAAAACAUUUUCUCUUGCGAUUGGCGUAUCUACUAAGAUAGUAUUAACCAAAGACACUAGAAUAUUAAUAUUCUAGUUGCAUAUUGUUACAUAUGUAGGGGCAUUUAUUAUUAUUGCUAUUCAAGAUUCGAGUUUUAAGAUCAGUAGUAUUGCUCACC
This is a messenger RNA of Drosophila sechellia, 2762 nucleotides long. RefSeq names its product facilitated trehalose transporter Tret1-2 homolog. Gene Ontology annotation, cellular component: membrane. Gene Ontology annotation, molecular function: sugar transmembrane transporter activity. The transcript has 6 exons. NCBI's taxonomy places the organism in Eukaryota, Metazoa, Arthropoda, Insecta, Diptera, Drosophilidae. Gene Ontology annotation, biological process: transmembrane transport; carbohydrate transport. Bases 934 to 2400 code for a protein of 488 amino acids. The record is from RefSeq and is a predicted model, not a curated record.